AUGAAGGACGUUCUCAAGACAGAAGAGUACGAGAUCCCCGAGGGAGUCACCGUCGAGAUCAAGUCUCGUCUCAUUACCGUUACUGGUCCCCGGGGCACCUUAACCAAGAACGUCCGACAUGUGAACAUGGACAUCCAGGUCCAAAAGGGCACGCCAACGAAGGUCACAUUUGCUGUCUGGCAGGGUGGCCGUAAGCACGUUGCCCAGCUCAGGACAAUGCGCAGCUUAGUGGAGAACAUGGUGCUUGGCGUCACCAAGGGAUUCCGCUACAAGAUGCGUGCCGUGUACGCUCAUUUCCCCAUCAACUGCAUCAUCCAGGAGGAUGGCAAGGCGUUGGAGAUCCGUAACUUCUUGGGCGAGAAGACUGUACGGAAUGUCGCCAUGCUGGAGGGAGUUGAGGUUGCGGAAUCGAAGGCCCAGAAAGAUGAGCUGAUUCUCAUCGGCAACGAUAUCCAGAACGUCUCCCAAUCUGCUGCCUCGAUUCAAGGCAUUUGCCGUGUACGGAACAAGGAUAUCCGAAAGUUCCUUGACGGUAUAUACGUUUCGGACCGGGGUACUCUCGACGAGUAG
Messenger RNA from Punctularia strigosozonata HHB-11173 SS5, 570 nucleotides. Its product is annotated as 60S ribosomal protein L9. Bases 1 to 570 code for a protein of 189 amino acids. NCBI's taxonomy places the organism in Eukaryota, Fungi, Basidiomycota, Agaricomycetes, Corticiales, Punctulariaceae. The record is from RefSeq and is a predicted model, not a curated record. Gene Ontology annotation, biological process: cytoplasmic translation. The transcript has 4 exons. Gene Ontology annotation, molecular function: rRNA binding; structural constituent of ribosome. Gene Ontology annotation, cellular component: ribosome; cytosolic large ribosomal subunit.